AUCACUCGCAGUGUCGAUCCUCGUCUAAUUGCUCUAAUCUCGCUGUCCCUUACCAUCCCUUUUUCCUCUUCGUCUCCGCCCGUCAUCAUCACAAGACAUGUCUGUCACACUGCAUACAACUCUCGGUGAUCUCAAGAUCGAAGUGUUCUGCGAAGCAACUCCGAAAGCUGCAGAAAACUUUCUCGCUCACUGUGCCGCAGGCACCUACAACGGCGUCAAGUUUCACCGCAACAUUGCCGGAUUCAUGGUCCAGACGGGCGAUCCCUCCGGAACAGGCAAGGGCGGUCAGAGCAUCUGGGGAAAACCAUUUCCCGAUGAGAUCAAAGCGACUCUCAAGGCAAGCCCCUUUAACGCACGCGGUAUCGUCGCGAUGGCCAACUCGGGGCCGGACACCAACAAGUCACAAUUCUUCAUCACCUAUACAAAGCAAUCUCAUCUUGAUGGGAAGUAUACCAUCUUCGGAAAAGUGAUUGACGGAGCAGACUCGACGCUCGACGCUAUCGAGCGCGAACAAGUUGACGGGAAAUACCGGCCAAUUAAAGACGUCCUCUUGAACGAUGUAACUAUCCACGCAAACCCCAUUGCUGACGCAACGCUGUUAAAAUAAACAAAUCGGGUUCACAAGUAAUUGUUAUCGUCUCACAUAGGAGGAGCACAGGACAGGACAGAAAGGGCCAAUUCAGGCAGACUGACACAAAGACGUGAAUGACAGAACUGGAGACUUGUUUUCUUACUCCGCCCACAGCGUCUAUCAUACCAAACAUCACGGAUUUCAAUGACAAGAGCCAAGAAGGGAUCGUCGAGAUUCACCUCUCCAAACGCCCAAUCACAGUGUUUUUGGUUGAUGAUGCUGUGUUAUGGCUGGCUGGCUGUCUCUUUCUGACAUCUUGUUAAAAUAAAAAUUAGAA
Messenger RNA from Fomitiporia mediterranea MF3/22, 908 nucleotides. Its product is annotated as cyclophilin-like protein. The transcript has 6 exons. The coding region runs from base 98 to 607 and encodes 169 amino acids. The record is from RefSeq and is a predicted model, not a curated record. Gene Ontology annotation, cellular component: catalytic step 2 spliceosome. Lineage: Eukaryota; Fungi; Basidiomycota; Agaricomycetes; Hymenochaetales; Hymenochaetaceae. Gene Ontology annotation, molecular function: peptidyl-prolyl cis-trans isomerase activity. Gene Ontology annotation, biological process: protein folding; protein peptidyl-prolyl isomerization.